Vollenhovia emeryi is the source of this 1436-nucleotide messenger RNA. RefSeq lists its product as uncharacterized. Gene Ontology annotation, biological process: sensory perception of taste. Bases 59 to 1288 code for a protein of 409 amino acids. Lineage: Eukaryota; Metazoa; Arthropoda; Insecta; Hymenoptera; Formicidae. The record is from RefSeq and is a predicted model, not a curated record. Gene Ontology annotation, cellular component: dendrite; neuronal cell body; membrane. The transcript has 4 exons.
AACGACGAAUUUCAAAACUGCAUUUAUAGAAGAAGUUUUCGUAAUCACGCCCACAUUGAUGACACAGUGUAUUGAUAAUAAACGAGCAAACAGCAAUAUGCGAAAAAGAUGGCGGUUUUUUCACGCCACGGAUUUUCAAUCCCUGAUGUGUCCUUGCUUCACAGUCUGCCGCAUUCUUGGAAUAUUCCCAUACAAGAUCAACGAUUCAAAUUUGGAGGCUUCGGGAUCACUUUACAUCCUAUCGACAGUUGUUAUCUGCAUCUUCUGCGUUUAUGGGAUAUUUAUUUUCUACGAGCUCGAUAGUUUCGGAAUAAUGAUGUCUGUAGGCGUACCUAAAUCUCUUGAGCGUUACAGUUUUUAUACACUCAGUAGUUUCGUGGUGAUCGUCACGUAUGUCUCGAGGAAUCCACGACUGCUCUUGCUACAAACCGUCCUGGAUAUCUCUUCGAAACUACCGCCGGAAUCAUAUCAAAAGUUAUCCAGGCUAAUUCAUAUCAAGGACAUUUUUGGUGUCUUCGCCAUGAUCAUCCUGGCAAUAAUAUGUAUCGUUAAGUUUUCUCUGUAUUCAAUCUUGCUAACAAUAUUUGCAACGUAUCUCUCCUUAUUGCUAUUUGAAAUGGACAUGCUAUACAUGAAUUGCGUGUGUGUAUUGAAAAUCUGUUUCAAGAAAAUUAACGAUAAUUUGGAGAAGGUGCAGGAACUCGUGAUGAGUGAUAAACCUCAUCUACUCAGGCGGAUCUACCACGAGCAGAGAAAUCCAUUUCUGCUGAUGAAACUUAAAACCUUGAAGAAGCAACAUCUGAUAGUCAGCGACACAGUUCAGAUGCUGAACAAGAUAUUCAGUUUGCAGCUCAUUGUUACUAUAGUCAUAAGUUUCUCUGAGAUUACUUUUAACUUGUACUUCUAUAUAGUCUUGUUCAUGGCCAAAGGGGAACAAGAAUUUUUAUACGCGUUUUUCAUGAUGUCCGUGAUAUAUUAUGCUAUAAAAAUAGUAUUGAUAGUAUGGGCUUGCGAUAGUGGUAAAGAUCAAGCUGCAAAGAUUGGUAUCACCGUUCACGAUCUGCUUAACAGCACCAGCGAUAAGCAAAUCAAAGACGAGUUGCAACUAUUUUCUAUGCAAAUACUGCAUCGAGAAAAUGUAUUUUCUGCAAAAGGUCUUACUGUGGAUGCAACGCUUCUCACUGCGAUGGUGGGUAGCAUCACUACGUAUUUGUUAAUCUUAAUACAAUUCUUGGUCACAACGCAUUCUUGUGACAGAAAAGCUAUUAAUAUGACAGAAAUAAUCUAAAAAAAUUAUAAAACAUAAAGAGUUCUAUAUACCUAUAUAAUGAAAAAUGUUUGAUUAAACUCUGUAAAAGCAUUUAUGUUCAUUCUUGUAUUAUACAUUGAAUAUAAUUGCUCUGUAUUUUAUAUAUGCAUAUAGCGACAGUUAUACA